GAUAUAUAUGAACCCCUUCCAUUUCAAGAAUACAACACAACAAUGAUGUCUUCCUUACCACUUGUUAGUAUUUUCAUUUUUCUUACUUUUGGUCUCGUUUUAGGGACCGAAAGCAAAUCCAACACUAAUCAACAGACUGAAAACACUCGUCGGGUUUUCUUUGUAUUUGGAGACUCAUUGGUCGACAAUGGAAACAACAACUUCUUGGCUACCACUGCACGGGCGGAUUCACCUCCUUAUGGGAUUGAUUAUCCCACACAUCGUCCCACAGGCCGUUUUUCUAAUGGCCUCAAUAUUCCAGAUAUUAUUGGGCAACGCAUUGGUGCGGAUCCAUUAUUGCCAUAUUUGUCUCCGGAGCUGAAGGAUGAAAAGUUGCUAAAUGGAGCUAAUUUUGCCUCUGCUGGGAUUGGGAUCCUCAAUGAUACCGGAGUACAAUUUGUAAAUAUUAUUCGGAUGCCAUCUCAAUUGUCAGACUUUGAGACAUACCAAAAACGUGUGGCUGAUUUAAUCGGGGCGGAGAAAACCAAAAAGUUAGUAAGUGAAGCAUUGGUUUUGAUCACUUGUGGUGGCAAUGAUUUCGUGAACAACUACUUUUUGAUUCCUAACUCGAUUAGAUCCAUUCAGUAUAAACUCCCCGACUAUGUCCCAUUCCUCAUCUCUGAAUACGACAAGAUCUUAAUGAGACUUUACGAAUUAGGAGCUCGAAAAGUAUUGGUAACAGGAACAGGGCCACUAGGGUGUGCGCCUGCUAUCCUGGCGCUACAUAGUAAGCAAGGAGAAUGCGCAGACGAACUUCAACAAGCUGCAAACCUAUUUAACCCGCAACUUGUUGACAUGGUCACUGCACUCAACAAAAAGCUCGGUGGUGACAUCUUUGUGACUGCUAACACGAACUAUAUGCACUUGAAUUUCAUCAACGAUCCCAAAGCAUUUGGAUUUGAGACGUCAAAAGAUGCUUGUUGUGGACAAGGCCCGUAUAAUGGGCUAGGACUUUGCACGCCGUUGUCAAGGUUGUGCAAAAAUAGGGAUGCAUAUGUGUUUUGGGAUGGCUACCACCCGUCUGAGAGGGCAAAUCGAAUCAUUGUGGAUGAAAUAUUUAAUGGUAUAAAGUAUGUGGAGCCAAUGAAUCUUAGCACUCUCAUGGCUUUGGAUUCUAAAAGAGUCUAAUUAAGUAGCGUUUUCAAAGUUCUGUUUGUAGAAAUAUAUUCUACGUUUGUUAUGGGUUGAUUUCUUUAUCCGUGUGUUCCUAUGUAUGCAAAAUUAUGUAC
Messenger RNA from Lactuca virosa, 1268 nucleotides. The record is from the annotation of a GenBank genome assembly. NCBI's taxonomy places the organism in Eukaryota, Viridiplantae, Streptophyta, Magnoliopsida, Asterales, Asteraceae.